Nicotiana attenuata is the source of this 777-nucleotide messenger RNA. RefSeq lists its product as uncharacterized. Bases 1 to 777 code for a protein of 258 amino acids. NCBI's taxonomy places the organism in Eukaryota, Viridiplantae, Streptophyta, Magnoliopsida, Solanales, Solanaceae. The transcript has 4 exons. The record is from RefSeq and is a predicted model, not a curated record.
AUGGCUGAAGUAUUUGUGGCCUUUGUGAAGAAAAUUCAGGUGAAGAUGGAGUCUAAAGUUAUAUGCAUUAGAUCAGAUCAUGGGACAGAAUUUGACAAUGUCAAAUUUUAUGAUUUCUGCAAUGAAAAUGAUCAGCUUGGUAAGUUCGAUGCCAAAAGUGACGAGGGGAUAUUUCUUGGCUACUCUUCUCAAAGCAAGGCUUACAAGAUAUAUAACAAGCGGACUCAAUAUGUUGAAGAAAGCGUCCAUGUUAUCUUUGAUGAAUCUCACCCAUCAUUUGAGAAGAACGCUGAGGAAGAUCAAGAUGUAGAACCCUUACUUGUUCCUGGCAAAGUCAUUAACAUGACAAACGGAAAGGCAGAUAUGAUGAGUGAAAUGAAGGAGGCAAAUGAAGACAAUGUUGCCUCAUCAUCUACAGAAUCAAGCACUUCAAUUACAACCACUAAAGCUGAAGAAAGAGUGGUUGAUGUAGUUCAGGGAACUCCACUUGCAUCUGAGAGAAGGAUAGAGGAUAAUCAACCAAACAUACCUUCUUCUUCUCAGAAUGAACCCCAAUCAUCUAACUCGAGACAUCAAAAACCCAAAAACAUCAAGGAAGCCCUAAAAGAUGUAGAUUGGAUUACAGCCAUGCAAGAUGAGUUGCAUCAGUUUGAGAGAAAUGGUGUGCGGCACCUGGUACCCAGACCCCCAGAUAGAACCAUUAUAGGAACCAGCAUCCUGCUGUGCUCAGCUUCUGUGGAUCAAUUAGCAACUGGAGGAUUUUGGAGUUCUCACUGA